Molecule: messenger RNA, 799 nt
Organism: Raphanus sativus (radish)
Lineage: Eukaryota; Viridiplantae; Streptophyta; Magnoliopsida; Brassicales; Brassicaceae
Exons: 1
Coding region: 147-683 (178 amino acids)
Biological process (GO): proteasome-mediated ubiquitin-dependent protein catabolic process
Cellular component (GO): nucleoplasm; cytosol
Molecular function (GO): ubiquitin binding; proteasome binding; polyubiquitin modification-dependent protein binding
Source: RefSeq, a predicted model, not a curated record
AAGAUCUUGAAAUCAAAAACUAAAAAAAAAAAGAAAAAGAGAGAGGUUAAAUCACAGAAGUGACACAAACAAACAGAAGAAAGAAGAAAUGAAUCUUUGUCUCAACUAUCAAAACCACAAGAUUUGGUGGAGAGAGUGUUGAAGCAAUGAAGGUAAGUGUGGAGAUAAUAACGGGGACAUUUAUAGAUACGGAGGUGAGUGAGAAUGCUACGGUGAAGGAAUUGAAGGAGAAGAUUGCAACUGAGGUGAAGUUAUCAGUGAAGCGUUUGAUACUUGUGGUCAAGGAUGGAGAGGAGAGUAGAAGACUGGUGAAGGAUGAUGAAGAUGAAAUGAAGCUGAUAGAUUUAGGAGUGAAAGAAGAUUCUCAUGUGUAUUUGUUCUUUAAGCAUCCUGAUUUGGUUUGCAAGGAAGAUAGAUCUCAAGGAAGAGUAGAUGAUGCUUCUGCGGAGGAGGUAUCGUCGGAAGCAGAGAGUAAAAGAGGAAACAAAGAAAAAGGUGAAGAGGCAAAAGAAAAAAUAGACGGUGAAGAGGAAGAUGUAGGGAUAAAGAAUGGUGAAGAAGAUAGAGAAGAAGAGAAAAAGAAGAACAAUGGAGAAAAAAGAAAGGAUGAUCAUAAUAUUGAAGAAGGAAAAGAGAAAGCAAGAGAGGCUGAAGAAGAAGAUGAAAUGGAUAGAGUUUCUUGAUUUGGUUUGUUAACUAUUCCAUAUUUAUGAACUUUUCUUUUGUGAUUUAUCUUGUCAUAAUGUUUCUUGUUCUACAAGUAAACAGCUUAAUGAAAUUUUAUGAUCUGUUUGGUUUC